UAGCGCAUACUUCUUAAUUACGAAGUAAACACGAAGACUGCAUAAUGGGAUUGCCAGGCGCUCCUGCGAUCAUAACGCCGGCAGUGAGGGCGCAAUAUGCCAUGAACUACAUCAACGACGGCAGCAAGAACGUCGAAGCGCAGACCUACGCCGACAACCUCAAAUCCCAGUGCGGCAGCGAAAUCACCUGCAGUGUCGUGUUUUACAACGCCACCGGCGGCACCCUCACCUACGUCACCGCCCACGACUACCACGGCCACAUCGGCGCUGCCCCUUACCCUCUCAAGUUGCAGAACGGCCAGUGGGGCGCCUUUCUCCACGUCCUUGGAACCCUGGUUGGAUGCUCCGGCGCCGCCGUCUACGACGGUGCGAACGGAGAUGGAGAUGGGCGCGACUGGAUGAUGGCUUGGUCCAUCCCUCUCAUCGGACAUAACCACGUGCGUAAUUACUCUCCAUUUUCCUCUACAACGUAA
Malania oleifera is the source of this 473-nucleotide messenger RNA. Its product is annotated as 23 kDa jasmonate-induced protein-like. NCBI's taxonomy places the organism in Eukaryota, Viridiplantae, Streptophyta, Magnoliopsida, Santalales, Ximeniaceae. The transcript has a single exon. Bases 45 to 473 code for a protein of 142 amino acids. The record is from RefSeq and is a predicted model, not a curated record.